This is a messenger RNA of Equus quagga, 1223 nucleotides long. It is a transcript of the gene SMIM34, whose product is annotated as small integral membrane protein 34. Lineage: Eukaryota; Metazoa; Chordata; Mammalia; Perissodactyla; Equidae. The record is from RefSeq and is a predicted model, not a curated record.
AUGCUGGGUCUCAUCCAGACCUCUCUAUUUCUCAGUGAUCAAGUGGACUCUCCGGGAGGCCCCAUCCAGACCCAGACCAGCACUGUCCUGGACCUGCUGAAGGCCCACAUGGAGGGGAACAACAGCACCAACUCCACCAGGGCCCUGAACCUUCCAGAUGGGACCAGCGCUGCCUGGUACAUCCUCACCAUCAUUGGCAUCUACGGAGUGAUUUUCCUCUUCCAGUUGGCCAGCGACAUCCUCAGAAAGAAUGAUAAGUGCUUGGAAGAUAUGCAUUACUCAAAUUUGACCUCUGAACUCAAAAAGAAAGGGCUCCAGAGCAAGGUGGCCAAAUGCUCCACACUGACCAUUAGCAACAGAGCUGUCCUGCCGCCCAGCCAGCCCAGUGUGGGGCCAGAGCGUGGAAAUAGCGGGCCCCAAACCGAACUCCAAGGGACCCCUGAAAGUCAAGACAGGCAGGCCUCUACAGGGGCCAACUUUCUUGCCGGGGAACAGCUUUGGAUUUAUCGGGAACAUUGAGAGAGGAGUCAAGGUCCUUGAAUGGGGCUGGAAGAGCAUCUCUGAGCUGUGGGCACUUCUGGCUGAUAGGGAUGUGACUGAAAGCCAGCAUCCCAUUUCCUUCUCAGACUUUCUGGCACUUUGGGAAGAGAAAGCAGGGGCAGCAGCUUUCAGUCAUAUUCAUUCUUCACUGGAAAAGCUUGUGCUCCAGGGAAGGGCAUGGGGCACUUAGUGUUCCCAGAGGAACAUAGGAGACUCCUGAGGGGUAUAUGGGAAGGUGGCCUCCUGUUGUGGAAAGAAGGCUGAGUUUGGAGUCAAAUGCCCUGGAUGAAAACUGAACUUCUAGGGGGUCAUAUGAACUUUGAGUGGCUAGUGGCUCACCUGGAACACAUGAGGGCUGCAAUAUAUGGUCUCAAAUGACCUUUCAUUCAAAGACUCUGACUGGAGCAUAGAACCAAAGUUGUUAAUAUCAGAAUUUAGUCAGAAGUUCUUCAUUUUCAUUGGGAGGAUGGGGUCGACUGAAAAAAAGCGUUCAUUUUGCAGUCAGAAGAACCAAUCUCUAGUCUGUGUUUGAUUGUCAACCACUUUGGUGUCCUUGCGCACACCACUUCGCCUCUCUGGACCUUCGUUUCCAUACAGACAAAGCGAGGAUAAUGAUGCCAGUUCUGCCAAUCUUACAAAGUAGAUAAGAGCUAAUGAGAUCAUGCAUAUGAAUAUAUUUUGAA